This is a messenger RNA of Paramecium tetraurelia, 1233 nucleotides long. RefSeq lists its product as uncharacterized. Gene Ontology annotation, molecular function: histone binding; DNA binding; nucleosome binding. The record is from RefSeq and is a predicted model, not a curated record. NCBI's taxonomy places the organism in Eukaryota, Ciliophora, Oligohymenophorea, Peniculida, Parameciidae. Gene Ontology annotation, cellular component: nucleus; FACT complex. The transcript has 4 exons.
AUGGCAGAUUAAUCACUUAAAGGAACUAAUUGGGGCAGAGUCAAUAUAGAUGAUAAGAAUUUGAGUUUAUCUCAUCUCACUCAAAAUGUCAUUAAAUUCCCUCUCAAGAGAAUUACAAAUUCCAAUAUUCAAAAGAAUGAUAUCGUACUACAAUUAAGUACUGAUGAAUGUGCAGAAAAUGAAGACAUGUUAUGUGAAGUCAGAUUUUAUAUUCCUCCGAAAGAACAAAAAGCUGAAAAAAAGAAAUAGGAAUCAAAUGAAGAAGAAUAAGAUGAAAUCUCAUACCUAUAACAAGUUUAGAAUCACAUUGUCAAAAAAGCAAAAAUUGGAGGCAGCAGCGAUUCCAUACUUACCAUUCACGAAGUCCCAUUAAUAGUUCCCAGGGGAAAAUAUACAAUGGAUUUCUUUAAAAAAGACAUUCGCUUUCAUGGCAACACCUAUCAAUUCACUACCGAUUAUAAGAGUAUAACCAGAUUCUUCUUGCUUCCAAUGCCAGAUGAAGUCAAUCUUUCCUUAGUUGUUGGUCUUGAAAAUCCCAUUAAGCAAGGUCAAACUGCUUAUAAUUACAUUGUGAUGCAGUUUAGGAAGGACUUGGAAGCCUAAAUUGAGAUGAAGUACACAAGAGAGCAAUUAGACAAUAUUGGAUGGAAAGGCAUUCGAUUAGAAUACUCAGGUUCCAUGUUUGAUAUAGUAUGCGAUAUUCUCUCAGAAAUCACAGGAAUCAAAGUAGUAUCACCUAAGAAUUUCAAAUGCAAGAAUGGUUUAUUUUGUCUGAGAUGUUCAGUCGUGCCUCAUUCAGGAUUCCUAUUCCCAUUAGAAAAAUCCCUGCUUUACAUCUAGAAACCAGUAAUCUACAUUAAACAUGACGAUAUUAAGGAGAUUAUAUUUCAAAGAAUCACACAGACAACUCAGAAUAAAUUCUUUGAUAUUAAAAUUGUCACCAAGAAUGCAUCUCAUUUAUUCUCUACAGUAGAUAGAGAAGAGUUGGAUAACCUAUCAUAAUACUUUAAUUCCAAGAAAUUACAAGUGAAAAAAAUACAAGAAGAAAAUGAAGGAAUCAAGAAUGGCAAGGAUGACAGUGAGGAUGGCAGUUAAAAUGGAAAUGAUCAUAAACUCACUUUGUCUUAGAUGGAUUCUGAUGAAGAUGAUGAAGACUUUUAAGCAUAAGAAGAUUCUUAUAAUAGUGUCCAAUUUUAACAAAAAGUUUAAAAAACAAGAGCUGUUAAAAAAUGA